AUGUUAAGAUAUUUAAUGUUUUUCAUUUCCACCUACAUGUUUGCGAAUGGAAUAAAUUGGCAUUCGUCACAAGUCAUAUUAAGGCAUCUCUAUGACUUACAAGACGAACAGUUUGCAGUGGCUAAAGAAUAUUUGGAACUGGAAACAAAGCGAAUACAUGACUUAGAGCGUUUUUUGAUUCCAAUUGAUGAUGGGAAUAUAAAUUAUACAUUGAAGAAACGUACUUUUAUACUGAGUCACAUCGAUAGUUUAAAAAUGAUGUCACGGGUUUACAAAAACUUAUCAGAAAUUAAAAAAUUAAUGAGUUAUAAACAAUCAGUAGAAGUUUUUAAACGAUUUGAUGAACACAACGUUAAUGAAUUAAAUAUUCAAUCUGCAUAUCGGUCUCUAAGAAGGAUUCAAAAAGUCUACGCGAUUCCUGCAUCCGAAAUGGCUGUAGGUAAAUAUAAGGACCGGACUAUUGGUGAUCCAAUGAAUGCUUGUGAAUGUAAUGUCAUGUCGAAAUAUAGCUUCGAAGAAUGCGACACUUAUGGUACAAUGGAAUGGGCUAUUCAAACUUAUAAUAAAUGGUUGACGUAUCGUCCAAAAUGUGUGGACAUCGAAAAAUUACAUUAUUAUAUAAGAUCAGUAUCAAUGCUAACAGGAUUUAAUUUUGAAACUUUAACGGAUUAUAGUAAUCUAAAUCAUCCAGAAAACAGUGAAUAUUUUGCACGACAUUUUUCUCUAAUGGCAAACGCAUUAAAUAUCCGUGAUUUUAACACACCAUCUACAGAUAUAUAUAAUAUAUACGAUAGUUUUGAACAAUUCAGUCGACAUAAAAAUUUCCGCAAUUUAUGUAGGACAGGUAAAUCUGUGAGACCGUUAACAUAUGAAUCUAAAUGCCGUUAUCAAACGAAAAAUUCUCCAUAUUGGAUAUUAAUGCCUUUUAAAGAAGAAGAUAUCAGUAUCAAUCCGAGCAUUAAACUCUAUCACGACUUUAUCUACAACGAAGAGAUUAAGACUAUUACAAAAAUGGCAUCGAAAGAUUUGACUGACGCAGCGAGUUACUUUGACGGUAAGAUUACUUUGAUCGACGACCAACGUUUGGGUCAGCUGAAAUGGUUUUCAGAAAAUUCGAACCCGGUGUUAUUUGGAAAGCUAAACGAACGAAUAGAAUGCAUUACUGAGUAUUCGACCAAGACAGCCGAAGGAUAUCAAAUAGUCAAUUAUGGAUUAGGCGGUCAUUUUGCUGAACACGUGGAUGCAUUUACAGACGGCCCUAAGUUGAAUGGCAACAGAUUGGUCACUAUAUUAUUUUACAUGACUGACGUACCUGAAGAUGGAUAUACAGUAUUUCCAAAUAUAAAUUUUGUUGCACAUUGUCAUAAAGGAACAGCUUUAGUUUGGCAAAACUUAUACUUGAAUAAUGGUACUGUAAAUAGUAGAACUCUUCAUGGAGGUUGUCCUGUGAUAAAAGGAAAUAAAUGGGUUAUGACAAAGGGACUAUAUGAAGAAGGACAACAUUUAACAUACAAUUGGAAAGAUAAUAAAAUAAUAACUAUUGUUUAA
Molecule: messenger RNA, 1548 nt
Organism: Rhopalosiphum maidis (corn leaf aphid)
Lineage: Eukaryota; Metazoa; Arthropoda; Insecta; Hemiptera; Aphididae
Product: prolyl 4-hydroxylase subunit alpha-1-like
Exons: 10
Coding region: 1-1548 (515 amino acids)
Biological process (GO): peptidyl-proline hydroxylation to 4-hydroxy-L-proline
Cellular component (GO): endoplasmic reticulum
Molecular function (GO): procollagen-proline 4-dioxygenase activity; protein binding; iron ion binding
Source: RefSeq, a predicted model, not a curated record